CAAAAACAACUUAGAGUUUUGAUCAAACAUCAUUGCUGCGAUAGUUGAUAUCAAAAACAAGCUAAACCAAUAGGAGGAUAUUGUGUAUAGAAAAAGAUGGUGGUGGUAGAGAAGGGAUCUUUGAAUACCGAGAGUGCAUCACUGAUACAUUCAAAUUUUGAAAAAACAAACUCUGUAUAUUAUAAUAAUGUGGCUGAUGAUUUUGAUCAUCAUGGAAAACAUACAAUUGAUGAUGAUCCAACCUAUUCAUCAAUGGAAGAAGAACAUGUGAAUACUAAUUGUUGGAGCAAAACUAAGAAGGUGUUUAAUUGGUUUGGUCAAUCUCAAUUAUUGGCUCAUAUUCUGUUAUUUACUACAUUGAUUACAUUUGGUGGAUAUGUUGUGUUGAUUCCACAUUCUAUAGCAAUUAUGCAUCCGACUACAUUUGCAUUAUUUAGAUCUUUGUUAAUUGUCAUUGGUUUGUUUCCAGUGACAGUUAUUAAGGAUUCAGCAUUUUCGUUUCGUUCAGAGAAAGUUCUGGAGAGGAAAUUGUCAAAAUUUGGAGGUAUUGGAAUUUUGAAACGUAUUUACAGAUAUAUUUUAAGAAAGACUCCAAAUUGGAGACAAGCAAAGCAGAUUUUCGUAUUGGGAUUGUUUAUUAAUCUGAAUCAAAUUCUCUUCUUUAUGGGAUUGAGAUGGACAAAUUCAACUAUUGCAGGUAUUAUGCAGCCAUUGGUGGCUAUCAUUACUUGUAUCAUGUCUGUUAUUUUGAAGAGAGAGGGUAGAUCAAUAUUGAAAUUUUUUGGAGUUUUCUUAGCUGUCGGAGGGGCUGUGGCCAUGUUGGUAGUUUCCACAUUGUUCAAUCCUAAAAAGAAGGAUGUAAUUGAUGAUGCAGAUAGCAGUACAGCAAGUGCCAUCGACAAUUUCAUUAACACCUUUUCGUUCACUAUUGGUAUGCUCUUUUUAUGUGUGAAUAUGUUUUUCUAUGCCUUGUACUUGAUUAAUUUCAAAAAGACAUUUGAAAAGGAAAAGAUUCCUGUAUUGACACUUGCUUUAUGGACUUGGACAAUUGGUAGUUUAGUUCCUCUGCUUCCUUCAGUUUACUUCUUGACUGCUGAUUAUGGUUAUUCACCAAUUCAAAUUGUGUUGAGAAUGGACGUGAUGGCAUAUGCGGGAAUUUUAUAUGGUGGAUUGGUUCAUGGAACUCUCUUCUUUGUUUUGAACUCUAAAGCUUCAAGUUUAACAACUCCAACCAUUAUUGGAGUUUACUCAACUCUGAAUCCAAUUGUUACAAGUUUGAUGGCCUUUUUCAUCUUGGGAGAACGUGUCACUCCAUUAGUUGUUCCAGGAGCUGCCUUAAUUCUCAUCGGUGUUGCUGUUGUCAUUACAGCCAAAUGGAGAGAAGGCAAACAGAAAGAUGCUCAAUCCAAGACAAGAAGAGAAUAUCUAUCCUCUUGUUGGGACUUUAUUAGUGGAUUAUGUGGCAGAAGUUGGAGUGGUUCUGAAUAUGAUUUAGUUGAAGUAACUGUGUAAAAUAAUAUUAUUGGAUUGAAUU
This is a messenger RNA of Naegleria gruberi, 1534 nucleotides long. RefSeq names its product DUF6 domain-containing protein. Gene Ontology annotation, cellular component: membrane. Bases 97 to 1512 code for a protein of 471 amino acids. The transcript has a single exon. Gene Ontology annotation, molecular function: transmembrane transporter activity. NCBI's taxonomy places the organism in Eukaryota, Heterolobosea, Eutetramitea, Acrasida, Naegleriidae. The record is from RefSeq and is a predicted model, not a curated record.